ACAACGAGCCUGCGAGCGGGGCCACACUCAAGGAGGCGGGGCAGGAGGUGGCUCCGCUAGGGGCUACCGGGGGAAGUGGGAUGACGACGGUGGCUACAGGACCGUGUUUGAGGGGUGUUGGUGACUGGGAAGGAAUUGAUGUCGGGAGCUGGUAACAGGAGUGGGGUCUCGGUGGCCGUUCGUAACGGGAAGAGGAGUUUGGGGGUCUGGCCGAUAGAACAGGGCUCUUAUAGAGGACUUUUCAUGAGGGAAGUCUCAUUGAUGACAAGGGGAGGGAUUUUGGCGGUGUGAAUGCCAGAAGAAGAGUCUCUGGUGGUUGGUGACGGCGAGGGGGGUCUGUUUAGGGCAUUGACAGUCUGGGAGUAUUGUUUGGUAACAGGUUGGGGGCUCCAUACAGGGAGUGUGACUAGUUUGAGGGGAUUGGGUGAGGAGAAGUACUGAUGACAAGCUGCGGGUUCAAUAUUAGAGACAGCCAUACUAGGUUGUCAUGGACCAAGAAAUGGAAUUUAAAGAAAUUCCAUUUCCUUCCUUUAUUCAUGAAUAAAUGUUUGAGUAAACAUUUAAGAAAAGGUAUCACAAUUAUGCAUUUGAGGGUAACAUCGCACUGAUCACAGACCCCUGAACGUUAACUGCAGAGGAGUUAGAGGUGAUUGUCAGGCUGGGAGAAUUCCCCUGAGGGUUGGUCAUAAGACAGGUUUCUAUGGCAGUUCAGCAAUCACAGCCUAGGCUGUGUGUAUGUGUGUGUGUGUGUCACCUGCCUGAGCAUAUGCCUGGAGGUUCUCCAGUGAUGUCACUCCUUUCUUCCUAGCAGAGUCAUCAGGACAGUCUGCUCGGGGUCAACAUCUGUUUAUGAGCUGAUGAAUAUUAAUAAGAAUAUUCAUUUAAUUGGGCACAUGAUCCUUGCCAUGUGCUUGUGAUUCUGAUGCAUCUAAAAGGCUUGUAUGUUUGAACAUUGUCAUUCAGCAUUUCCUGCAGUUGUAAUUCCUGAUGGGUGCUGUGGAAUCUAGCUUCAUUCUACAAGUAUUUUGGUUAUUUUAAGAUUGAAUGUCUGAGCAACCAAAAUAGAUUUUUGUUUGCUUGUUUUCUUCUAAUCAAGUGAAAAGUCCUUUGAAUUUCAUACCUAGAAAUUAUUACUGUUGCAAACAGGAGCACUGUUCUAGGUGUUAGGGAAAAGCAGUGAACAGAACAGACAACACUUCUUGCUCCCAUGGAGUUUGCAUUCUCAUGGGACAAGACAAAAAAUAAAUGUGUCAGGUAAUGGUAGGUGCUGUUUAGAAAAUAAAGCAGGGUUGCUGACAAGAGUGAUGGUAGAAUAGAAUGCUAAAUAGGUGAAGUGGUUGGCAUAUUCUAGCAACAGGAAGGAAGCCCUUGUGGCUGAAGCUGACUAAACAAGGGGGAGUGUGUUAGAAAAUGAGAUCAAAGAGAUCUAUAACAAAACUGUGUUGAGCUUUGAAUUCCUCAUGAAGAAUUUUGGAUCUUAUUUAGAACGAAAUGAGAAGCCAAUGGAGGGGGGGCGCCUGGGUGACUGAGUCGGUUAAGUGUCUGACUUCGGCUCUUGUCAUUAUCUCACGGUUCCUGAGUUUGAGCCCCGCGUCAGGCUCUGUGCUGACAGCUCAGAGCCUGGCUGGCGCCUGCUUCGGAUUCUGUGUCUCUCUCUCUGCCCCUCCCCCGCUCAUGCUCUCUCUCUGUCUGGCUCUCUCUCAAAUGAACAUGAAAAACAAAAAUUUUUUUAACUUAAAAAAAAGUCAGUGGAGGUUUUUUUUUUUUUUAGCAGAGGUGUGACAUGUUAUGGCUUUCCUUUUGAAGUGAUCAGGCUAGCUUCUCUGUAGACUGUAAGAGGUUGAGAAUGGCAGCCAGGGGAACAGAUAAGGCUAUGGUGAUAAUCCAGGUAGGAGACGAUGUUGGCCUAAACCAAGAUGGUGUCUGUGGAGGUGGUGGAAAGCAGUUGUAUUCUAGAUAUAUUUUGAAGGUACAGCUGACAAAAUUGAUGAUAAAUUGGAUAUGAAGUGUGAGGGAAAGCCAAAGUCAAGCACUUUGCAAGGAUGGACUUGCCAUUUACUGAAAUAGGGUGGAGCCAGCUUCGGGGGUGGGGUGGGGGGGCAUGAGAAUCAAGGUUUGGUUUUGGCUGUAUUGAGUCUGAGAUGCCCAAGAGACACAUCCAAGUGCAGUUGUGGAGUAGGUGAAUAGAUCAAUGAGUCUCUCAAAUUCAAGAGAAAAGUAUUUAAAGUUACUGAACUGGAUGAGAUCAGCUAGAGGAACAGGUCAUUGUGUUCUAAUCCAAGGCCUGCGUAUACCAUGUUGCACCUGGAAGACCUUAGUGUUCACUUCUUGAGGGAAAGAUGCCAUCACUCACCAACUUACAGUUUCAGGUAUGCAAUAUAGUGAUUCAACAAUUCUAUACAUUACUCAGUGCUCAUGAAGGGCUUUGGCUGAAGCGGAGCAGCUACGAAGAGCAGCCGACCGUGCGCUUCCAGCACCAGGUGCUACUCGUGGCCCUGCUGGGACCCGAUCAAGGCGGGUUCCUGGCCUGGAGCACGUUCCCCGCCUUCAACCGACUGCAGGGGGAUCACCUGCGCGUCCCGCUGGUUUCGACUCGAGAAGAAGACAAGAACCAGGAUGGGAAAAUGGACGUGUUACAUUUUAAACUGGAGCUUCCUCUGCAGUCCACGGAGCAUGUUCUUGGUGUGCAGCUCAUCUUGACUUUCUCCUACCGAUUGCACAGGAUGUCGACAUUCGUGAUGCAGAGCAUGGCGUUUCUCCAGUCCUCCUUUGCUGUGCCAGGGUCCCAGCUCUAUGUGAACGGAGACCUGAGGCUGCAGCAGAAGCAUCCCCUAAGCUGCGGUGGCCUUGACGUUCGGUACAACGUGUCUGUAAUCAACGGGACCAGCCCUUUUGCCCGUGACUAUGACCUCACCCACAUUGUUGCCGCUUACCGGGACAGGAAUGUAACCACCGUCCUGAUGGACUCCGACCCCAUCUGGCUGGUGGGAAGGGCCGCCGAGGCUCCAUUUGUGAUUAACGCCAUCAUCCGGUACCCAGUGGAAGUCAUUUCUUAUCUACCAGGAUUCUGGGAAAUGAUAAAGUUUGCCUGGAUCCAGUAUGUCAGUAUCCUGCUUAUCUUCCUCUGGGUGUUUGAAAGAAUCAAAAGAUUUGUGUUUCAGAAUCAGGUGGUGACCACGAUCCCUGUCACCAUAAUGCCCCAGGGAGAACUGUAUAAGGAGCACUUAUCAUAAGACCAUUUCUGAGAACUAAGCAGGACCCUGGCUACCUCCGCCUUGUCUUCUGGGAACGGCCAUCUUAAGAAAUUUUUGCAAAGAGCUCCUCAUGGACACGUGCCCGUGUGUGUCCUUUUCCUAUCAGAGACAAAGGACAAUCCGUUGUAAGUUUUCUCUACACAAAUUCCAUGUCUUCUAAGCACCUCCAAAAUCUUCAGGGACUAGUUUGUGGAAACAUCCAGAGGUUCCUGAAGGCUAUAAUUUGCUUUUUUUUUUUUUUUUUUUGCCUUAGACUUGAAUUUCAGGAGAAAACUGCAGUCAGUUCAGAACUCUUGGAUAGAGUCCCAUCUCUGGUCAAGCAAAGACUUUUCCUCUCUUGAACUGAGAAACAUGCUAUGCAUUUCUUCCCACUAUUGUAAACCACUUUUUACUCUUUUCAGGCCUCUCUUGUGAGAGAUAUGCAAAUCAGUAGCACUUUCCACUCCUGAGCAUCUAAAUUUCCCAUUCAGAACUUUGGUUUCCAGAACUGAGAGGUCCUUGAGGGGGAGAAUGGGAGCGAGAGAAAGGGAGCGCUGGAGAGCACAUGCACGCACACGUGUCCAGUGGGCGACUCCAGGACACCGGGACCAUCCACCUGCCCUCAGGCUAACAGACAUUGGUCUGUCAUCAGCUGGGCUGAGCAGCCCUUUAUCCCUGCCCUGCUGUGGCUGGCUUUGUGCCCUGCCUUUUGCCCUGUCUGUGCCCCUGGAACAGCAGGCUGAAGCCAGAGUGCUCUUUCGUUCACAGUCCCCUCCGCAACAGUGGGGGAAGUGAGGAUUAUAACAACAGUUUCUUUCUCUCUGGCCCUUACCCAACAGCCUGGACACUUGCCACUCCUCCUCCUUGACAGCCCUCCCCCACUUCUUGAAAAGGACACGGGUGACAGAGGACCUGUUGUUGGUAUUGGCUCCCACUGCCAACAACCACAGAGUUUGUUUGGAGGGCUAGCCGGAGACCCAGCUACUUGUAUUUCCUGUGAUGAAGGGACAGGGUGCCCGUCAGAGUGAGCAGCUUUGGGGAGAACGAACAAGGUGCACUGAGGGGGUAAAGAGGAUGCUUGCCCGCCCAGGACAGCCUGAUCCGGCCUGGUUGUUAGCAGAAUGACAAGCGGUCCGACAGGGUCAACCUCCUGCCUAAGUGAGUGUCAUCAGGAUGGCACUGCUGAAAUGGGCCUCUGUUGCACACGGAAGGCUAGUUCGCCGUUCCGGGCCUGCGGAAAUGAGCUGUCCUCAAAGGACAGGUGGAUCUGCUUUAUGAUCCCAAGAUGUCACUGGCACUGGAGACACGCCUGCUCUGAACCAUGCUUCAGGCCCACCCACCCACACACUCCUCCACACGUGUAUGCUUCAGUUUACCUUGGAGAUUCAGUUCUCAUUUCCAAAGCACCUUUUCUUCCAGGCUGACCAAGAUAAGAGUUUUGGAAACAGCCACUUUGAAGUAUUCAAGCACAAAACUAGCUUGGCACUGGCCCCUCUGCCUUGUCUUUUACUAUCUAGGGCUGUUUAUAUACCUACACCUUUUUUCUUGGGAUUUAAAUGAAAAAUGGUUUCUGGUUUGAAUCACAAAAAGGUAAGGAGAAACGGGAAGAUCGCUAAAGACAUGAAUUAACACCGCUUUGCAUUUUGUUACAUUAUUUUCAGGCGGAACUUGUAUAAAGAACCAUGAUGUUUUGUACCUUUCUAAUUAAAAUAUUCAAAAUGGAA
Neofelis nebulosa (Clouded leopard) is the source of this 4957-nucleotide messenger RNA. RefSeq names its product transmembrane protein 231 (gene TMEM231). Lineage: Eukaryota; Metazoa; Chordata; Mammalia; Carnivora; Felidae. The record is from RefSeq and is a predicted model, not a curated record. Gene Ontology annotation, cellular component: ciliary transition zone; ciliary membrane. Gene Ontology annotation, biological process: regulation of protein localization; cilium assembly. The transcript is spliced from 9 exons. The coding region runs from base 2340 to 3233 and encodes 297 amino acids.